Molecule: messenger RNA, 1932 nt
Organism: Paramecium octaurelia
Lineage: Eukaryota; Ciliophora; Oligohymenophorea; Peniculida; Parameciidae
Source: the annotation of a GenBank genome assembly
AAUUUAUAUGCCCCCGAAAAGUAGAAGGUCAGAGCUAAAUCCAAAUCUACUCAAGGUAAAAGUGAUAAUCUAAUAGCCAAGGAAGAAGGGAAUACUGCUUUCCUCAACAGGUAAUACCCUAAAGCAAUUAGUCUAUAUUCUAAAGCUUUAUGUAUACAGAUUAUAUAAAUAAUUAUUAGAGUUGGAAGAGAACCCUAUUUCCUACAACAAUCGUUCCCAAGCUUACUUAUAUACCGGCGAACUAGAAUUGGCUUUGUAGGAUUGUAAUAAGGCAUUGCAAAUGAAUCCUAACUAUGUUAAAGCGACCACUAAUAAGGCAUAAGUGUUAUAUGAAAUGGGCUAUCUUCAAGUAUACCUCCAAACUUAUUCUUAGUAAGCAAUUGAAUGCUUGGAAAGUAUAAAUAAUCACACUCCAGAAAGUGAAUUAUUACUCAACUAAUAUUAUUAACAAUCCCACAAAGUAAAACUGAUAUCACAUCAAGACUUUAUUAGAUUAAGCAGAAUAAGAUCGUUAGAAGAGACUGUUAGAAUGGUUGAAAAUAGGAAAAGCCAUAUUCCCAAAAAUCAAAAUUGAAUGUUACUCAGAGGAUUAUCGCGGUGUUAAUGCAAAACAAACAAUAAAUGCCAAAGAGUUGAUUCUUUUCAUUCCAAAAUCUCAUAUGAUCACUUUGGAAAUGGCCAAAGAAACCACUGUAGCUAAAAAAAUGAUGCAAUUCAGACUAGAUUUACUCUCACCAAAACAUUCGUUUCUUUCCACCUUUUUGUUGCAAGAGAAAUUCAGGCCCAAUUCUUUCUGGAAGCCAUACAUAGACAUCUUACCAUCAUCCUACCCCUCCUUUCCCAUCUUCUUUAACAAUAGUGAUUUAGAAUGGCUCAAAGGUUCUCCAUUUUUAAGUACCUAUUUAUCCUAUAUAAACAGAGUAAAUCAAAGAUAAACUAGCUGAUCUUUAAAAAGACUACAAUGAUAUAUGCAAUGCUGUACCUGAAUUCACCUAGUAUUAAUUCCAUGAAUUCUGCUGGGCGAGAAUGACAGCCAGCAGCAGAAUCUUUGGCAUAAAUAUAAAUGGAGUUAAAACAGAUGCCUUUGUACCAUUAGCAGAUAUGCUCAAUCAUAAAAGACCAAAAUUAACAUCCUGGUGUUAUUCAGAUGAAAAACAAGGGUUUAUUAUAGAAACUGAUGAAAAAAUUGAAAGAGGACAAAUGAUAUUUGACAGUUAUGGUAGGAAAUGCAAUUCAAGAUUUUUUUUGAAUUAUGGCUUUGUUGUCGAAGGAAACGAUGCAAAUGAAGUUAAUCUUACUGUUGAGGCAGAUUAAAAUGAUCCACUCUUAUAAUUAAAGGAGUAAGCUAUUAAAGAAUCCUUAUAAUGGCCUAAAAACUUCAAAUUGCUAAUGGAUACUGAUGGUAAUUUAUUUGAAAAUACAAUAUUCUAGAAACUGCAGUUAUGGAUUUCAUGAGUCAUAUCAGAAUUUUAGUGAUUCGAGAUGAGGCUCAACUUAAAUUAUUAUUAAACUAAAGAAACUCCUAAAAUUUCAAAUCUACCAAAACACAACCAUUAGGAAUUUACAAUGAAUUAGAAAUGUGGAAAAUGGUUGGACGAAUUUGCAAAAAGACUAUAAAAUAAUAUCCAACCACAUUUGAAGUAAGCUUAAUAAUAUCAUGAUUUAGCAAGACCAAGAAAUCCUAUCGAUUUGUGAGUUGACUACAAAUUAGAGGAACUGCUUGAUUCUCAGAAUGGGAGAAAAAGAAAUAUUGAAAUUCUAUUUUCAGUUCAGUGAAAAAAUGAAAGAACUCCUAAGUAAUUUUAAUUAAUAAGUAUUCUAUUCAUCAUUACAAAAUAGGAAAUCAAUAUUUUCAUCUCAAAAGAAGAAAACUCCAAAUACUUAAACUACAUUAAUAAAGUUAUAAUGCUUUAAAAUUAGAAUUAUUAAUGA